Pochonia chlamydosporia 170 is the source of this 2118-nucleotide messenger RNA. RefSeq names its product AMP-binding enzyme. The transcript is spliced from 3 exons. NCBI's taxonomy places the organism in Eukaryota, Fungi, Ascomycota, Sordariomycetes, Hypocreales, Clavicipitaceae. The record is from RefSeq and is a predicted model, not a curated record. Gene Ontology annotation, molecular function: long-chain fatty acid-CoA ligase activity. Gene Ontology annotation, cellular component: membrane; endoplasmic reticulum. Gene Ontology annotation, biological process: long-chain fatty acid metabolic process. The coding region runs from base 1 to 2118 and encodes 705 amino acids.
AUGGCUCCCGCCAAAGAUCCCGCCGCGCUCCAGCUCGAGCUGGGUGCCACUCCUCCCCCAGGCUCUCCUUAUGGUGUUCCCGUUCCUGGGACUGAGCGACCUGGCCGCAGUGCCGUCUACCGAGGCUGGAGAUUCCGCGAUAGAGAGCUCCUGACUACCUUUGAUCCUGAUGUCCGCUCCAUUCAUGAUCUGUUCGAGGUCUCUGCUCGCAAGCGGUCCAACAAGCGAUGCAUGGGCACUCGUCAAUGGAACCCUGCGACGCAGACUUGGGGAGACAAGUUUGAGUGGAUGACCUAUGCCGAAGUUGCUGAGCGACGUAAGAACUUCGGCGCUGGUCUUGUCGAGAUUCACAAGCGCAUCGGUUAUCCCAAGGACAAGUACGGCGUUGGUGUUUGGUCCCAGAACCGUCCCGAGUGGCAAAUUGCUGAUCUCGGCGCUUCUUCCCAGUCGCUCUAUACCGUGUCCCUCUACGAGACCCUCGGCCCCGACGCAACUGAAUAUAUCAUCAACCAUGCCGAACUCCCCAGUGUAGUCUGCUCGCUUCCUCACAUCUCCAAGCUGAUUAAGCUUGCGCCGCGCAUUCCAUCCCUCAAGCUCAUUGUAUCCAUGGACCCCAUUGAGCAUGGUGAGCUUCCUGGACUGUCUAAGGCCGACGUUUUGAACGACCUCGCUGCUCAGCACGGCAUCAAGGUCUACUCCAUGGCCGAGGUUGAGAAGAUUGGUCUUGAAUCUGGCCGCCCCAUGCGCCCUGCCAGCUGGGAUGAUGUUGCUACUAUCAACUACACUUCUGGUACUACGGGUGCUCCCAAGGGUGUCGUUCUUACGCAUGGAAAUGCUGUCUCUGCCAACGCUGCCGCUCGUCUGGGCGGCCAUGUCAAGGAGUCGGAUGUUCACAUGUCAUACCUGCCGCUGGCCCAUAUCUAUGGUCGUCUCAUUGACCAUAUCGCCCUGUCGGAGGGUGCUGCCGUGGGUUUCUUCCGCGGUGAUGUCUUGGGCCUCGUCGACGACCUGAAGAUUCUCAAGCCUACCGGCUUCAUCUCCGUCCCUCGUCUCUUUAACCGAUUCAACUCGGCCAUUCGCACUGCUACUGUGGAGGCUGAAGGCUUCAAGGGUGCUCUUUCAAGACAUGUCGUCAACUCCAAGAAGGCUGCCAUGAAGGCUCCCCCUGGUCAAGCUUCCAACACCCACUUCUUCUGGGACAGAAUCUGGACCCGCAAGGUCAGAGCCGCUGUUGGCCUUGACAACGCCCACACCAUGAUUAGUGGUAGCGCCCAACUUGAUCCCGAUGUUCAAGAGUUCCUCCGUGCAGCUUUUGCCAACACCUUCCAGCAAGGCUGGGGUAUGACCGAGACCUAUGCCACCGGCACGGUGCAGAUGUCCGGCGACUUCUCUACUGGCAACGUCGGCCCCCCUAUGGGUGACGUUGAGCUGUGCCUUGAGUCUGUGCCUGAGUUUGACUAUACCGUCGACGAUAAGCCUAACCCUCGCGGCGAGCUCCUGGUCAGAGGCCCUGCCAUCUUCAAAGAGUACUACAAGAACGAGGAGGAGACCAAGAAGGUCCUGGAAGCCGAUGGUUGGUUCCACACUGGUGAUAUUUGCGAGAUUGACAAGCUUGGUCGCUUUAAGAUUAUCGAUCGUAAGAAGAACGUCUUGAAGUUGUCCCAGGGCGAGUACAUCUCCCCCGAGCGCAUUGAGAACGUCUACUCGGCCAACACCAACCUGAUCAACAUGGGCUACGUCCACGGCGACGCCAAGGAGUCUACCCUUGUUGCCAUCUUUGGUGUUGACCCCGAGAACUUCCCCGCCUGGGCCAGCAAGGUCUUGGGACGCACUGUUUCUGCUGAUGCCAGCGACCUGCGCGCUGCUGCCAAGGACCCCAAGGUUCGACAGGCUUUCCUCAAGAUUCUCGACAACAUUGGCCGCAAGCACAAGUUCAACAGCUUCGAGAAGGUCCGAGGUGUCUACUUGGAUGUGGAGCCCUUUACCAUUGACAAUGAGCUCCUGACCCCUACGCUCAAGCUCAAGAGACCGCAAGCUGCCAAGAAGUUCCGUGCAGAAAUAGACGCCAUGUACGCUGAGAUCAACAGCGCCCAGCCUGCUGGCUCGGCUAAGCUGUAA